Eimeria tenella is the source of this 735-nucleotide messenger RNA. RefSeq lists its product as uncharacterized. The transcript has a single exon. The record is from RefSeq and is a predicted model, not a curated record. Lineage: Eukaryota; Apicomplexa; Conoidasida; Eucoccidiorida; Eimeriidae. The coding region runs from base 1 to 735 and encodes 244 amino acids.
AUGAGCCCGCAGGCCCCUGCAGCAGCUGCUGCAGCAGCUGCUGCUGCAGCAGCGCAGGCCAGCCAGUUCUUCUCCCUUGCUGGGGACCACGCGGACUCGCGGCAGGCCUUGUGUCUCCCUGCAGCUGAGGUUUUUGCCAUUCUUGACGGCGACGAGACCCCCGAAAGUGCUGCUGCUGCAGAGGCCAGCGGGUUGCUGCAGCAGAGCAGUUCUGCUGCAGUGGAGCGGCUGAGUCCUGGCACUGCAGCAGACUGCAGCUCCCAGGGCAUGCAGCUGAUCUCCGACUUCUCAGACUUGACAAACAACUUGCCCGGCUCGCUGCAGCCCUCUGCAGAAGAAAUGGUGCGGCUGCUUCUCGCGGAAGUGCCCGUUGCUCCCGACAAAGUGGCCCCGAGUGGUUCUGCUGCUGUGGAGCAGCAGCAAAGUUCGCCAAGGGCUUCCGCAGAAGCUCUUCAGCGCAGCAGCGCGAAACACGAAAGAGCUGCUUCCCCAGAGUUCUGCACGCGCCUGCUGCCCGAAGGACUCAGCCGUUCUGGAAAGAGGCAGCGGACUGCAGAUCCUGGAGCAGCGGAGGCCUGCAACAACUCCCCCUCAGGCUACAGCCCAGCCUCCACUAGAGAUAUAGACGAACAGAUCAGCAGAGCCAUUUCAGACUUCGUCGAAAAAUCGACAGAAUGGCAAGAGAUCCUUUACUACGCCACCACAGAGCCAAAAGACAUUCAGGUUCGCCUCUAG